ACCGUUCAACAAAUUACAACACAUCUCUUAAGUCCAAGUGACAUUAUUCUCCUUUGCACAAAUUUCCAACAGGACCAAAACACCCAUCGACCAAAAUUUUGUACGUACUUGGAGGUUGAUUUGUAGAGAAACUCUAGGCACAAGAGAGAAAGUAAGCAAAGUACAAAAAUACAACUAACUAUUCCACGCAAGAUAUUUUGUGGCUUAGAACACAACCCGCGAAAUCUCCGCACCAAUCAAAAUUCUCUAAAAACCUUCAUAGCUCAUCUUUAAUUUGCCACGUGUCACCAUCAUAAUCCAUCUUUCCACUUUUUUGUUUUUUGUCUCGUCUUCAACAACUUCAACUAUUCUUCUUUCUUUCUUUCUUUCUCCGCUUACACUCGUUCAUUUCACACUCUCUCAUUCCAAAUCGAACCCCCACACACCAUGAAAAUUAGGGUUCGAUAGAAUUUGAUUUGAUCCUCACAUUUUCAAUUCAGUAACCACUUAUCAUCAUUUAUCAAUGGCUUCAUCUUCUCUACUCUCAACCGAACUCAAUUUUCUUGCUCCUAAAUUCACACCAAAACGCCGUCGUUCUCUAUCUAGUUUUUGCUCCCGUUCAGUUCCGAAGUACAAAUACAGUGUUACUAUUCGUACUCGCAUUUGUGCUGUUAAGAAGGAAGAAGGUGCAUUGGUUGAAGAAAGAGUGAGCGAUGUGAAAUGGAAUGGAAACGGAGCUGCUACUAAAACUGUUGUAAGCAGUAGCAAUGGUUCUGUUAGAGGUUAUGUCAAUGGUAGUGGAAAUGGAAGCUUAGUGAAGUAUGUUAAUGGAAAUGGUGUGGCGGGGGAAGUUGUUGAAGAUUUUGUAAAGGAAGUUGGGAGGAAGAAGAGGUUGGAGGAAAUUGGAAAAGAAGAUGCGUGGUUCAGACGACGAAAUGGUGAACCACAAGUUGAGGUGGCAGUUGCGCCUGGAGGUCGUUGGAGCAGAUUCAAGACUUACUCGACGAUUCAAAGAACAUUGGAAAUUUGGGGAUUUGUUAUUACAUUUAUCUUCAAGUCUUGGUUGAAUCGUCAGAAGUUCUCUUAUAAAGGAGGAAUGACUGAGGAAAAGAAAACCUUCAGGAGAAAGACCCUUGCCAAAUGGCUGAAGGAAAGCAUUCUGCGAUUAGGUCCUACAUUUAUCAAAAUUGGCCAGCAAUUCUCCACAAGAGUGGACAUUCUUCCACAAGAAUAUGUUGACCAGUUGUCAGAACUUCAGGAUCAAGUUCCUCCAUUUCCUUCAGAGACUGCUAUGGCUAUUGUUGAGGAAGAGCUUGGAGCUCCUAUAGCUGGCAUAUUUGAUCAGUUCGACUACGAGCCAAUAGCUGCUGCAAGUCUUGGUCAGGUUCAUCGUGCGAGAUUAAGGGGACAGGUGGUUGUUAUCAAGGUGCAAAGGCCUGGUCUCAAGGAUCUUUUUGAUAUUGAUCUUAAAAAUCUGAGGGUUAUUGCCGAAUAUCUUCAAAAAAUUGAUCCUAAAUCAGAUGGUGCAAAGAGGGAUUGGGUUGCUAUUUAUGAUGAGUGUGCUUCUGUUUUAUAUCAGGAGAUUGAUUACACCAAGGAAGCUGCUAACGCAGAACUAUUUGCAAGCAACUUUAAGAACAUGGAUUAUGUGAAAGUCCCUUCAAUUUUCUGGGAUUAUACCACCCCACAGAUUCUAACAAUGGAGUAUGUUCCAGGGAUUAAAAUAAACAAAAUAGAAGCUUUAGAUCAGCUGGGUGUUGACCGGAAAAGGCUAGGGAGAUAUGCUGUUGAAUCUUACUUGGAGCAGAUUCUCUCACAUGGUUUCUUCCAUGCCGACCCUCAUCCUGGAAAUAUUGCAGUUGAUGAUGUCAAUGGUGGACGAUUGAUCUUUUAUGAUUUUGGUAUGAUGGGAAGUAUCAGUCAAAAUAUCAGAGAAGGUUUACUUGAAGCUUUUUAUGGAAUUUAUGAGAAGAGUCCAGAUAAGGUCCUUGAAGCAAUGAUUCAGAUGGGCGUUCUUGUCCCAACUGGAGAUAUGACUGCUGUUAGACGAACAGCACAGUUCUUCCUCAAUAGUUUUGAAGAACGUCUAGCUGCACAAAGGAGAGAGAAAGAGUUGGAAGCAGCUGAAGUUGGAUUCAAAAAGCCAUUAAGCAAGGAAGAAAUAGUAAUGAAGAAGAAAGAACGUUUGGCUGCUAUUGGUGAAGAUUUAUUGUCCAUUGCAGCAGACCAGCCCUUCCGGUUUCCUGCAACAUUCACAUUUGUUGUUAGAGCCUUCUCAGUUUUGGAUGGCAUUGGAAAGGGACUCGACCCUCGUUUUGAUAUUACCGAGAUUGCCAAACCUUAUGCUCUGGAGUUGCUGAGAUUCCGUGAGGCAGGGGUUGAAGUUAUCAUAAAGGACAUCAAAAAGAGAUGGGACAGACAAUCCCAAGCAUUUUACAACUUAUUUAGACAAGCAGACAGGGUUGAAAAACUGGCUAACGUUAUCGAGAGAUUGGAGCAAGGUGAUCUAAAGAUUAGAGUUCGAGCUUUGGAAUCUGAGAGAGCAUUCCAACGCAUUGCAACUGUGCAGAAGACAAUUUUGAAUGCAGUAGCUGUUGGGAGCCUAAUAAAUCUUGCAACAAUUUUGUCUCUUAAUUCAAUUAGGGUGCCUGCCACUAUAGCAUAUUUCUUUUGUUCAAUCUUUGGUUUUCAAGUUCUCUUUGGCAUCGUGAAGAUCAAGAAGUUAGAUGAACGAGAACGGUUGAUUACAGGGACUGCAUAGGCAACUACGAGCACAUUGCAGAUAUAGGAUGGACAUGUUGCUCAGGUUAAGAUCGUGGUUAGAAGUUAACCUUCAAGAGCAUCCAUCAGGAGCUCAAUGUAAAAGGCAACAUCUUGAAAGACGACAUUGUGCAAAAAAAUCAACUGGAAGUUGCAGUUAUAUUGGAGGCUUCUUCUGUUCAAUUGAUUAAUUUGCUAUUGGCCCCGAGGUAACCAGCCACAUUUUUGUCGAUAACACGUACUCCCUCUCUCUCUCACACAUCUCAUUCCAUAAUUAUAUCCGCCAGGUUAAAUACUAACAUUUUAUUAUUGUUUUCAUUUAGUACCUCAUAUCUGUAUUAGUAAAUUAUAUAGGAAAUAGUAUAGGGUUUAUUGUUAUGAGUAUCAUAUGGUAUGAUAUGACUUCCAAUAAAUUUUGUAACUGAUGUACAUAAAUUUAUUCAAUGAAAAUGCAAUGUAAGUAUAUACCAACCAUAUAUUGGAAGGAUCCAAGUUCCCUAUGAUAAAUACAAUUUCCCCUGUUAUGUUA
Molecule: messenger RNA, 3268 nt
Organism: Trifolium pratense (red clover)
Lineage: Eukaryota; Viridiplantae; Streptophyta; Magnoliopsida; Fabales; Fabaceae
Product: protein ACTIVITY OF BC1 COMPLEX KINASE 8, chloroplastic-like
Exons: 21
Coding region: 503-2740 (745 amino acids)
Biological process (GO): regulation of response to reactive oxygen species
Source: RefSeq, a predicted model, not a curated record